CAACAAAUCUCGCGAUAAUCAAUUUAUUCGCGAUACUGAGGUAGCGUUAGAGAGUCAAGGAUCAACACGAAUCAGCUGUGACCAAGAUUGUCGAGUUUUCCCCUUCUCCGUUUCCAUUCCCAUCAAAAAGGUUAUGGUCUCCGUACCACGUUGAACAGUUGGUAAGUUCAAUUUUUUAAUAAACAAUCACGCAAUAAGAAUAAUUUCUAUAUAUCUUCAUUUUGGUAUACAUCAUCAGUUAUGUGCAAACUUACUAAACAUCGUAUAUCCGCUAUUAUUCGAGUACGAUUACCAAUUAUCGACGAGUGUCAAGAUCGACUUGCUUGAUGUCGUAUCGAAAUCGCAACCUUAAUGAGGGGAAUAGCCAGAGAGAGGGGGAAAGCUAGCUUGGCCUAGCUAGCUUGGCCAUCUUUUUAGUUUACAUCACGUGCAAUUGAUCAUGCCACUUGUGGAUACGGCCCUGGGUGCCGGCAAGUCAACCAGCGCGGAACGAAGCGGCGCUGCAUUUCAGGAACUGUCCUCGUUGACGGCGUCGUCGGUGUCUUAGUCGCGUGAAUUAGUCGCAUUCUAGCCAUUGUUCCCUUAAGGGAGAGGAAGAGAACGGUGUAAAACCAGUGUCUUAAAAGGCACGCAACAAAAUUUUCCGAGGCAUAACAACGUGUCACGGUGGUGUGUGCGCGCGUGUUUAUUUGAUUCUAUGAUUGCUGACAAUGACCGCGAUCGUGGAGGAUUAUUACGACGGUUCCCGGACUUUUCAGUGGCUCGCAGAUCUUAUCGGUGUGCCGAUCGAUCAGGUGAAUUUUUUAGUAACACAGUUCUCGGCAUUGAUAUUGGCUGGAAUUUUAAGGAACUUCCUUAGCCCUACCAAAGUAUCACCAACUACUAGACAUGUGUUUGGUCUUGUCAAUGGUCUGCUGCUUGGAUAUUUCUGCUUUGGCAGCCAGGCGAUACACCUUGCAGGCCUUCCCAUCUUAUGUUACAUAGUAAUGUGUACGCAAAAUCCUCGUAAUAUGCAGAAUUUUGUGCUGGCGACAGCGUUGAUCUACUUAUCGUGUGUACAUUAUCAUCGACAAAUAUAUAAUUACGGAUCGUACACUCUUGACAUCACCGGACCACUUAUGGUAAUCACACAGAAAGUAACCAGCCUCGUGUACAAUGUACACGACGGUUUAAUGCGAUCCGAAGAGGAACUCACGCCAACGCAGCGUCAUCAAGCCGUGAAAAAGAUGCCGACGGUCUUGGAAUAUUUUAGUUACGUCUUCCACUUUCAAGCCCUAAUGGCCGGACCAGUGAUAUAUUAUCGCGAUUACAUGGAUUUCAUUUAUGGACGUAUGCCAUCGAAAUCUGAUGAUCCAAAAGAUAACGACAAAAAUUCCAAUGACCGCGCAGUAAUAGUUAACUCACCAUCCCCUACGUGGGUGGUAAUCAAAAAGGUCUUGGCGAGUUUAUUAUGUGCGCUUAUGUUCGUGAUUUUCAUUCCAACAUAUCCAAUUCAAAGACUGAAAGAGGAUGACUUCUUGUACAGCACGACAGUGUUCUACAAGAUAUGGUAUUUAAUUAUUUCGACGACGCUUGUUCGUUUUAAAUAUUAUCACGCUUGGAUAUUCGCUGACGCUAUUUGCAAUAACUCCGGGCUCGGCUUCAGCGGGUAUAACGAAAAAGGGGAAGCUGUAUGGGAUGCAACUUCUAACGUCGAUAUCUUUGAUUUCGAAGUGUCGCAGAGUUUGAAGAUGUCCAUCGAGCAUUGGAAUAAAGGAACAAAUCGGUGGCUUAGAUCGGUCGUGUACGAGAGAAUGAAACACAAUAAGCUUAUAUAUACAUAUGUUCUUUCAGCCAUAUGGCAUGGUUUCUAUCCGGGUUACUAUUUGACCUUUGCCAAUGGAGCUUUUAUCACUAUGGUAUCGCGUACCGCUCGUCGCAAAAUUCGCCCAUACUUUUUAGGCUCGAAAGGGAAAAAGUUCCUGUACGACGGAAUCUCAUUCAUCGCAACGCGAAUCAUAAUGGCCUACAUUACGUUUAGCUUUGUACUUCUGGAGUUCGUACCAAGUAUCAAAGUAUAUUUAUCUCUAUACAUGUUUCCACAUAUCGUGGGUAUAGCGAUAUUACUGAUCGCACCUCGUCUUCCGAAAGUUCCUUCACAGACGAGUUCAACCGAAACAAAAUCCAACUCAAACUCUCAGGAAUUAAUUAACGGGACUGCGCGAAAGUCUAUGUAAAAUUUCAUUUCGACAUGGUCGAAAAGUGAUGAUCAUAACAAGAGAUCCAUAUUUUUUAUGAGUGUUUUAAUAUGCAUAUAAAUAUUAUGUAUAUAUAUUCUAUUUACACGCACAGUAUAUAUACAUAUAAUAUAUGCGGUACAAUAUUUAUUGUUACGAAGUGUUACUGGUACAAAUUCUAUGUCGAGCGUGUAGAAAAAGAAAUAUUUGUUUUAUAAUAUUGCGAGUGAAUAAUUGUAUAUUUAUAUAAGUGUCUUCGUACAUUUGUUGAGAAACUGACAAUUUGCUGUUUAAUAUUUUUCAGUAACAAGCAGUUUGACAUCGGGUGAUACUGCAGAUUUUAAUUUUCGCAACACACAAUAUACGUACAUCUAUAGUUUCCAUACUUUUUUUUCUUUAAUCUUUGUCGUGGUAUUUAUCGCAAAGAUGGUUUAAACAAACCGCUAUAUUUCCAUACAAGGGUGUUAUGAUUUUAAAUCUAAGCCUUGACAAGUAAUUUUUGCAGUUUUAUACUUUGAGUAUGCGCAACGAUAUCGUUAUUAAUUUAAAAUAAAUCGCAAUAUUUAUUAUUAAACGUUA
Molecule: messenger RNA, 2795 nt
Organism: Osmia bicornis bicornis
Lineage: Eukaryota; Metazoa; Arthropoda; Insecta; Hymenoptera; Megachilidae
Gene: oys
Product: lysophospholipid acyltransferase 6
Exons: 11
Coding region: 711-2216 (501 amino acids)
Biological process (GO): lipid modification
Cellular component (GO): membrane
Molecular function (GO): acyltransferase activity
Source: RefSeq, a predicted model, not a curated record